AGCAGAAGAUCUCUUUCCAUUUCCCAAAAUACAUGUCGUAUUCUAGAGAGAAAGAAGCCAUCUUGAAGUUAGAGAAGAUCUCCGUAUCCGAUUCCUCGAGUCACGUCAAAGAUCUUUCGGGCCAAAAAGACAGUUCGGAGCUGCUGAACCAAACCUCGGAUUUGUAAUAUAGCAGUUCGAUGGUGCUCGAGCCCCGAUGCUACUCAGCGCAUCGUAUCCGCAUCAGCAUAUGAGCUUCGGCAGGAGGAGAGAGAUCUGCGCGGUUAGCAAAAAUUCCAGUAGGCGACUGAUGAAUCCUACACGUAACGAAGUGUUGGUUUUCGUAGCACCAUAACGUAUGGAAUUUCGCAACUGGUUCACUGUUCCACACGGAAAACAUGCCGAGCCACCGUGAUCUUCCUUUUCUUGCUGUUCUUAACAUGCUUCAGCCAAAUGAUAUCGUGCGCAGAAUCGUUUCUUUAAUUUCUAAAAUGAAGGGUGUGCGUAGUUGUGGUGGUUCCGUGACAAGAGAAUAACUUUUGAUUUGGAGAAAAGAAAAUGAAAGAAGGUGGGUGGUCCUAAAAACCACACACACAGCAGCGGCUGCAGCCAGCAGCAGCAGCCGCAGCAGAGCAUCAGCUCAAGUGAGGAUCUUUGCCCAGACAGCAAGCACAAAUGCCACGCUGAUUCUGAUUCUCUCUCUCUCUAGAUCUCUAGAGAGAGACAGAGAGAGAGAGAGAGAGAGAGUGAGGACAUGAUAUGGUGAGGAUGGAAGAAAGAGAGAGGACUGAAUCAAAUCAAGAUACAGCCCCCAAAAGGAUCACGAUAUAUCGGUGACUUCCUUCAUUCAUCUUCAUUCAUAUCAAACCCUCUCUCUCUGUCUCUCCCUGUUUAUAAAUACCGAGGAGUAACUAAUGACAGUAUCCUCAUACAAAUCCUGUGAGCAAUGUUCUUGUGUGCUGUUCACGUCCCCUCCUCCUUCCCCACUCAUCAUUUAUUGCCAUUCUUGGUCAGAGGAAAACCUUCAUUGGAUCUCUUGCAUUUAUUGUUCCCCGCAAACCCCACUCCUUUAAUACCUCCCCUCAUUCCUUCUUAAUCUUUCAUCUUCUCCCCUGUUUUUUGUGUUUCCCUUUGAAACUUCUUCUCUGUCUUCUUCGUCUUCUUCAAUGGCGGACUAUGGAGACGAACCCCACGUCUUGGCCGUGGACGACAACCUCGUCGACCGUAAGAUGAUCGAGGCCUUGCUCAAGAACUCAUCCUGCAAAGUGACAACUGCAGAAAAUGGGAUGAGAGCCUUGGAAUAUCUGGGUAUAAGAGAUGAUCAGCCUGGCGAAUCUUCAGCCUCUGCAACUACUUCAAAGGUCAAUCUGAUAAUUACAGAUUAUUGCAUGCCAGGAAUGACAGGGUUUGAGUUGCUGAAAAAAGUCAAGGGAUCUUCUAUCUUGAAGGAAGUUCCUGUUGUGAUCGUGUCGUCUGAGAAUGUUCCAACUCGGAUUAACAAGUGUUUGGCCGAAGGAGCUCAGAUGUUCAUGCUCAAGCCUCUCAAAGCGUCAGAUGUAAAGAAACUCAGGUGUCAUCUAAUGAAUUGCAGAACCUAGACAUACGGGGGAAAUUUCUUUGACCUUGUUUUGUGAGUAAGAUUAGGGAAGAGAAAAAUCUAACCCAAACCAAGAUGUAAGCUCCUUGCAUACCAAACAGACCUUACGGAGUCAAAUUUGAUGCACCUGGUGUGUUUUGAUCUUGUACUUCUCUGGAAAGUCAUCCUCUAUGUUAGAUAGUUCCUUUUGAAUGAUAGUUUUUGUCAGGAUUUUAAGGAGAAGCGGUGUAUUGUGUAAAUUUUUGGGAAAUUAAAUUCACUUUUGUC
Syzygium oleosum is the source of this 1843-nucleotide messenger RNA. RefSeq names its product two-component response regulator ARR17. The transcript has 4 exons. The coding region runs from base 1146 to 1577 and encodes 143 amino acids. The record is from RefSeq and is a predicted model, not a curated record. Lineage: Eukaryota; Viridiplantae; Streptophyta; Magnoliopsida; Myrtales; Myrtaceae. Gene Ontology annotation, biological process: cytokinin-activated signaling pathway; phosphorelay signal transduction system.